GCACAAAAACCAGGACAGUAGCUUAUCCAUAACACAAGGAGUCCUGCAUUGUGAAAGCAGAAAAUUACACACUCAAAGGAAAACAGAGAAGCAGCUAGCAUGGCCAUGGAGAACUGUUUACGAGUAACCACAGUAGGCACUGCCACCAGACCCCAAUAUUGUCUUCAUCCAUUCAGUUCAAGGGCAAAGCUUGUUUUCCCAACUUACAGAGGAUUCAAGAAAUCUUUGUCAAAAUCAACUUUGCCAAACCCAUCUUCUCUUUACCAUGCUGCUGGUGGCAACACAAAAUCUCGUUUUAUCUGCAAUGCUCGUGAAGCAGUCAAUGAAGUAAGAGUAGUGACAGAUUCAAGCUGGAAUGACUCUGUCAUUGCAAGUGAAACCCCAGUGCUGGUAGAGUUUUGGGCACCAUGGUGUGGUCCAUGCAGGAUGAUAGCCCCAGUAAUUGAUGAGUUAGCGAAAGAGUAUGCAGGGAAAAUUGCGUGCUACAAGCUUAACACCGAUGACUGUCCCACCAUAGCCACACAGUACGGGAUCAGAAGCAUACCAACUGUUCUGUUCUUCAAAAAUGGAGAGAAAAAGGAAAGCGUUAUUGGUGCAGUUCCCAAGUCCACUUUGUCCGCAGCAGUGGAGAAAUAUGUUGAUGUAUGAUUCGAGAAAAAUGUUAUAACAUGGUGAAUGCUGGAUCAUAAAUUAAAGACCAUCUUUCAUUUUAUGGUUUCAACAUUUUAAAUAGAACUUUGUAUCCAUUUGUUUUUUUCAACAUUUUGUAAAGAUUACAUUGUAUAAAUUCCGGAUGGAGGAAAAUCUAGAGUCCCCCUUUUCUUCA
Gastrolobium bilobum is the source of this 826-nucleotide messenger RNA. RefSeq names its product thioredoxin M-type, chloroplastic-like. Gene Ontology annotation, molecular function: oxidoreductase activity, acting on a sulfur group of donors, disulfide as acceptor; protein-disulfide reductase activity. The record is from RefSeq and is a predicted model, not a curated record. Gene Ontology annotation, cellular component: cytoplasm. Lineage: Eukaryota; Viridiplantae; Streptophyta; Magnoliopsida; Fabales; Fabaceae. Bases 100 to 648 code for a protein of 182 amino acids. The transcript is spliced from 2 exons.